GCCGCGCGCGCCCCCCGGGCCCCGCCGCGGGCAUGGGCGCGCUGCUCAGGGCGCUGCUGCUGCCGCUGUUGGCCCAGUGGCUCCUGCGCGCGGCCCCGGCUUUGGCCCCCGCGCCCUUCACGCUGCCUCUCCGGGUGGCCUCCACCACCAGCCGCGGGGCUGCGCCCACCCCUGGGCCCGGACCCCCAGCCGAACCCCGCGCCGACGGCCUGGCGCUCGCCCUGGAGCCCGCCGGGGGAGCUGCCAACUUCUUGGCCAUGGUGGAUAACCUGCAGGGGGACUCCGGCCGCGGCUACUACCUGGAGAUGCUGAUCGGGACCCCUCCGCAGAAGCUGCAGAUACUCGUUGACACUGGAAGCAGCAACUUCGCCGUGGCCGGUGCCCCGCAUCCCUACAUCGACUCUUACUUUGACGCGGAGAGGUCCAGCACCUACCGCCCCAAGGGCUUUGAUGUCACCGUGAAGUACACGCAAGGGAGCUGGACCGGCCUUGUUGGGGAGGACGUUGUCACCAUCCCCAAGGGCUUCAAUAGUUCUUUUCUUGUCAACAUUGCCACCAUCUUUGAGUCGGAGAAUUUCUUUUUGCCUGGGAUUAAGUGGAAUGGGAUACUCGGACUGGCUUAUGCCACCCUGGCCAAGCCAUCAAGUUCUCUGGAGACCUUCUUUGACUCCCUCGUGGCACAAGCGAAAAUUCCCAACGUGUUCUCCAUGCAGAUGUGUGGGGCUGGAUUGCCAGUGGCUGGAACUGGUACCAACGGAGGUAGUCUUGUCCUGGGUGGAAUUGAACCAACUUUGUACAAAGGAGACAUCUGGUAUACCCCUAUUAAGGAGGAGUGGUACUAUCAGAUAGAAAUUCUGAAAUUGGAAAUCGGAGGCCAGAGCCUUAAUCUGGACUGCAGAGAGUAUAACGCCGACAAAGCCAUCGUGGACAGUGGUACCACACUCCUGCGCCUGCCUCAGAAGGUGUUUAAUGCCGUGGUGGAGGCUGUGGCCCGCACGUCUCUGAUUCCAGAAUUCUCUGACGGUUUCUGGACUGGGUCCCAGCUGGCCUGCUGGACGAAUUCUGAGACACCUUGGUCUUACUUCCCUAAGAUUUCCAUCUACCUGCGAGACGAGAACUCCAGCAGGUCAUUCCGCAUAACUAUCCUGCCUCAGCUUUACAUCCAGCCCAUGAUGGGGGCUGGCCUGAAUUAUGAAUGUUACCGGUUUGGCAUUUCACCUUCCACAAACGCGCUGGUGAUUGGUGCUACCGUGAUGGAGGGCUUCUACGUGGUCUUUGACAGAGCUCGGAAGAGGGUAGGCUUCGCAGCCAGCCCCUGUGCCGAAAUUGCAGGUGCUCCAGUGUCAGAAAUUUCGGGGCCUUUCUCAACAGAAGACGUAGCCAGCAACUGCGUCCCAGCCCUGCCUGUGAAUGAGCCCAUCUUGUGGAUUGUCUCAUAUACUCUCAUGAGCGUGUGUGGAAUCAUCCUUCUUAUCUUAAUCAUCCUGCUGCUACUUCCACUCCGGUGUCGGCAUCUCCCCCGGGACCCUGAGGUUGUCAAUGACGAGUCCUCUCUCGUCCGGCACCGCUGGAAAUGAAGAGAAAAGCCUGAACUCCAAUGACCUUGAACUCCACAAUCUAGCCAGUUGAAUUCAAGUGCAGCAGGCAGGAGUGAGAAGGCAAGGUUUCUUCCUGUGUCCCUUAGUCUUAAAUCUCUGUUCCACUCCUGAUGCCUUCCAGAUGCACUGUAUUUUGAUUCUUGAUUUUAAAGCUUCCUCCUUCUCCCCUACUUCCAAAGAAAAUGAUAAUAACAAUAAUAAUAAUAAAAAGAAAGCACCUCAUUUGUAAUCAAAACAGUGAAUUGGGCUUCAGGCUUUAUGUAGCUGGUUAUGCCAAAUUAGCUAGGUGUGCUAUCAAAAAAACC
Molecule: messenger RNA, 1903 nt
Organism: Phacochoerus africanus (Common warthog)
Lineage: Eukaryota; Metazoa; Chordata; Mammalia; Artiodactyla; Suidae
Gene: BACE2
Product: beta-secretase 2
Exons: 9
Coding region: 33-1577 (514 amino acids)
Biological process (GO): amyloid-beta metabolic process; membrane protein ectodomain proteolysis
Cellular component (GO): membrane; trans-Golgi network; endosome
Molecular function (GO): aspartic-type endopeptidase activity
Source: RefSeq, a predicted model, not a curated record